AGUUGAGAUAUGCUUAUGAGAGAUCAUAAACAUAGAAGAGGCAGACCACGAAAGCCUUUGCCUUCAACAACCAUGGCAGAUAAACCAAGAGAAGAAAGAUCGUACAAGGACUUUUUUCCUGAUCUAGACAUUAGGGAACCUUUGACAAUUCUGAAGGUGUCUCCUCUUUCUUCUUUACACACGCUCCAUCAAGAAGUAGAAAAACCCGAACCAAACAGACAAGAACACAAAUUACCUGUGGCUUCUUUUCAGAUCAUACAGCAACAACAGAAAGGAAAUCAAGAUUAUUUCGAAAGACCUGAUCAUUACAUUCGCUAUGCAGAACCCUUAGAAGCAGACUUGUUUAAUACGAUUGAAUAUGAUAUGGAUGAGCAAGACCAAGUAUGGCUUCAGAUAUACAACAAGGAACGCAAAAAAGACCAACUAGGAGAGAUUUCAAGCGAACUAUUUGAAGCCAUGAUGGACCAAAUAGAAAAAGAAUGGUUUAAUCUUGUCAAGAAUUUACCGAAAAAGACAGCAGAAGAACCCACUUUACCUGAAGAUUCGAAAUGUGCUGUCUGUGAUGAUGGUGAAUGUGAGAACAGUAAUGCGAUUGUAUUUUGUGAUGGUUGCAAUCUGGCUGUUCACCAAGACUGUUAUGGUAUUCCUUAUAUUCCUGAAGGUCAAUGGCUCUGUAGGAAAUGUAUGAUUUCACCUGAAAAUCCCGUCUCUUGUCGGUUCUGUCCUAAUGAAGGUGGUGCAUUUAAACAGACAACGACCAACCAAUGGGGUCAUUUGUUAUGUGCUAUUUGGAUUCCUGAACUCAGUCUGAGCAACAGUGUCUAUAUGGAGCCAAUUGAUAACAUUGAAAGCAUCCCUAAAUCACGCUGGAAACUGACAUGUUAUAUCUGUAAGCGAAAACACGGUGCUUGUAUUCAGUGUGAUAAUAAGCAUUGCUUUGUUGCAUUUCACGUGACAUGUGCUCGAUGGGCGCGUCUUUGUAUGCGCAUGAAACUGCAUGGAACGCACUAUGAUGGUGUAGUCCUGAAAGCUUAUUGCGACCGACAUACCCCACGCGACUAUUAUGGCGGUACAACACUUGUUCAACAAGCACAACGAUGGUUUUCAAAGCAUAAACAUACCAUGCCUCGAAAGCGUUAUGUGGAUGAAGAGGAACAAGAAGACCCAAAAAAGAAAAAGAAAGUGUCUUAUAAAGCCGCAAGAGCACACCAGCACCACUACCAUACAACAACAGGUGCUCCCAUUGCGCCUGAAUACAUUCUUAACAAAUUAGAGCAUUUACCAUGUGUACAAAAAGAAACCAAGGUCAAGAAGAAGGCAAUGAUGGUAGCCAGUAUCUGUAAAUAUUGGUCACUUAAGCGAGAAUCCAGAAGAGGAGCUCCUUUAUUAAAGCGGUUACAUCUGGAGCCAUGGACUGCUUCUGCUUCUCAACUGAAGCAAUCUGAAGUAGAAAAAGCACAAAAGGCAUCUGCUCUAAUGACCUUGAGAGCAGACCUUGAAAGAGUAAGAAUGUUAUCUGAACAAGUACAGAAACGAGAAAGACAAAAACUAGAGAGAAUUCGCAAACAAAAGGCUUAUCUGGAAAUGAUCUUUUACCCUAUUGAAUGUAUCAUUCAGUCUGUAUUAGAUCAAUUGAUUGAACUGGACAAAAAAGAGCUAUUUAGAUACCCUGUCACGAAAGAAAUAGCACCCGAUUACCACCAGAUCAUUCAGCAGCCCAUGUCAUUUUCAGACAUCAUACAGAAAUUAAGCACACACUCGUAUCUCUCUCUGGAUGAAUUUGAACAAGAUCUGUGUCUUAUAUGGAAAAACAGUAUGCUAUACAACAAAGCAGACACGCCUUACUUUAAACUGGCUCAAAAACUAGAGAAGAUAAUGCAGGAAUUACUGGUUCAUGCAAGAGCAAGCUAUCAACAGUUCAAUGUGAACCAUGGUCUAUUGAAUGUAGAGAUUGACCCAGCUAUCUUUUCUUAUGGUCAACCAGCCACGAUACCCACUCAACCAUGGCCAGAAAAGCGUCCUGUUGAUAUCGAUCAAUCUCAAAGAGAGCCUAAAAGACGUCGUACAAGUUCAGUGGCUCAAGAAGAACCAAAACCCAAAGUAAAACGAGUGACACGUAGUGCGACUGAAAAGAAUAAGCGAUCAUUACGAUCAAGAGGUGUUGUGACAGACUUGUUACCACUGCCUGUUAAAAAAAGAACACUUAAGCCAAAGAAACCUAUCGUUCGAUUUGUGAAUGGAGAAACUGUAUGGGCUCAUGUACGUGGAUUCCCUCCUCAUCCAGCACAGAUUGUGGAUCUCAAAUCAACCGACAAAAAUGUACCAGAGCGUGUUGCUGAUCUACAAGCUGAAUUUCCUGGUAAAAUACUAGUUGCUUUCUAUCUUGUGAGUGAAGCACAUACAUGGUAAGUCAAUGGAACUGUCAUGCCAUAUUGAUUGUCCUUUUAGGGGUUGGAUGAAUAAGUCAGAAAUCCAUGUAUUUGGUCAAUUGGAGACAGAUGUUGAUAUGCUACUACAGGCUAAAAAGACCAAGAAACAACAUCGUAUUCGUGAAGUAAAGAAUGGCUACCGACAUGCUUGUCAAUUAGUAAGCAUUGAUCCAGAACCUGCUUUAUCUGCUGUAUUUACUGCGAAUAAAAAAUAAAAUGCAAGGGGAUUUGAACUUU
Gilbertella persicaria is the source of this 2666-nucleotide messenger RNA. Its product is annotated as PHD-zinc-finger like domain-containing protein. The coding region runs from base 10 to 2409 and encodes 799 amino acids. Gene Ontology annotation, cellular component: MOZ/MORF histone acetyltransferase complex. NCBI's taxonomy places the organism in Eukaryota, Fungi, Mucoromycota, Mucoromycetes, Mucorales, Choanephoraceae. Gene Ontology annotation, molecular function: protein binding. The transcript is spliced from 4 exons. Gene Ontology annotation, biological process: regulation of transcription by RNA polymerase II. The record is from RefSeq and is a predicted model, not a curated record.